Polistes canadensis is the source of this 1499-nucleotide messenger RNA. It is a transcript of the gene Tom20, whose product is annotated as mitochondrial import receptor subunit TOM20 homolog. Gene Ontology annotation, cellular component: mitochondrial outer membrane; mitochondrial outer membrane translocase complex. The record is from RefSeq and is a predicted model, not a curated record. The coding region runs from base 125 to 562 and encodes 145 amino acids. Gene Ontology annotation, biological process: protein targeting; tRNA import into mitochondrion; protein import into mitochondrial matrix. The transcript has 4 exons. Lineage: Eukaryota; Metazoa; Arthropoda; Insecta; Hymenoptera; Vespidae. Gene Ontology annotation, molecular function: transmembrane protein transporter activity.
AUAUCAAUUUGGUUUGUUCACACUGAUUCGCACUAGAGGGAAGAUAGCCUUUUCCAUGAUGGUCGAAGUUGCAAUGAGGAUUUUAUAAGUUUCAUCAUUAUAUUAUUUAAAGUUAUUUAUCAGAAUGACCAUGAUUUCAAAAGCUGCAGUGGGUAUUGCCGUAGGCAUCGCUGGUAUUUUUGUUGGCUAUUGUUUUUACUUCGACCAAAAACGCCGUAGUGAUCCAGACUUUAAAAAGAAACUACGUGAACGAAGACGUGCUAGAAAACAAGCACAGAAAGCAAGUUCUAAAAUACCAGAUCUUAAAGACCAUGAGACAGUACAGAAAUUCUUUUUGCAAGAGGUACAACUUGGAGAAGAAAUGCUUAUGCAUGGUGAUGUAGAAAGUGGAAUUGAACAUUUAGCCAAUGCAGUUGCAGUUUGUGGCCAGCCUAGUCACUUGUUGCAAGUUCUUGAAAAAACACUGCCACCUCAAAUCUUUAAUCUUUUGUUGCAAAGAAUACCUUCUGUUGGCCAAAAGCUAGUUUCUCAAACUGCAAUGUCAGAAGAAGAUGUUGAAUAGAAUACUAUAGAUUCACAUUGAACUUUUAAAUAAAAUUUGGCAUUAGUAGAAUGUGUACACUCUCAUUUCGUAUAUUAUAKUUGCCACCAUAACUUGACUUUUUGGUAAUUACAAUAACAUUACGUAAUUUAUAAGAUAGUAACAAAAAUACAUAUUCAUUUUAUAUUACAAUAAGUUGCAAUUAUAAAUACAAGUUUAUAUUCACAUGUACAAAACAUUUUUAUUUCACACGUUUUUAAUUGACUAAUAUAGUUCUAGUCAUUAAAUGAUUUAUCUUUCUUUAUUAAUUAUGUAGAGUUAUAAUAAACCUACUUGUGUUUCAUAAAAUUCGAAGUUUUAGGAAACUAUCUAUGACCUAUAUUUUGAUUCAAAAUACAUAUAUAUUUAACUAACAAUUUUUAGUAAUUGUAAUUAAAUUGUGCUAAGUUAGAUAAUUAUCGUUAUCUAACUCAUCUAUAUGCAAUAAUACCAUAUAUCUAAUACAUAAGGUUUGUUGCAAUAACCAAAAUUAAUAAUCAAUUGUAUUAUUGUUAUUGUCGAUAUUUAUUUCAAAAUUUGCUUGUAUCUAUGUAAAGAUAUCCUCUACUAGAUCUCUGUAUUAGAAGAAUUUCUGUAACAAACAGAACGUUAAGACGGUUGCAUAUAAUAUUAUCUUCUAUAGUAGGCACUAGCACAUAUAAAUGACUACAGUUAUUUUUUGUAUAAACAAAAAAACAUAUUCUAUAUAUUCUUAUAAAAAUACAUUGCGCGCACUAUGUAAGCAAUGAAAAUGUUAUACAGUUUCUAUUGAUAAGACUACAGAGUGGUUAUAUUCUAUAUUGCAUGAGCACAAAUUAAAUGUUGUUAAUAAAAAAAUAUUAUCUAAGUUACUACUCAUCGUGAUCUUAAAAAAUCCAUUAUUUAAAUAAUGUGAAAUACAAAAUUGUUAAGUAUUGAG